ACUUGAAAAAGGAUGCAAAAUGCUUUUAUUUUGCCCAACUUGUUCGAAUGUUUUGACUGUAGAGGAAGGAACUGGGCCAUCCUCGUAUAGGUUUGCUUGUCAAACGUGUCCUUAUGUUUACAACAUCACAAAAAAGAUAUCAAGUAAAAAAUAUCCAAAAUUGAAAGAGGUUGAUGAUGUAUUAGGUGGAAAGGAAGCCUGGGAAAAUGUGGACUCAACAGAAGAGCGCUGCCCCAAGUGUGAACAUGACAGAGCCUACUUCAUGCAGAUUCAGACUCGGUCAGCAGAUGAACCCAUGACCACAUUCUACAAAUGUUGCAAAUGUGGUCAUCGCUGGAGGGAAUAACACUGGAUAUAAUUUUCAGAAGAAAAACUAUUUUCCAAGUCUGAUUAAAUCAAUAAGGAAAAACCAUUCCACUCCCAGGAGUAAUUGCACUAUGCUCUCAGAAAAAGAGGAAUUUAGCAAGAAAGUGAGCAGACAUAAAAUUGAUAGUGUUUUGCUGACAACCACAACUGCUGUUUGUAGCUUGUCUACUCCUUAGCUCACACCCACAGAAAGAGUACCUGGUAGAGGCUAGCUCAGGGGUGACUGAUAAGUGAUUUCUGCUCAUGUUAUGAAUACAUUUUUAACUCUUUACACCCUAACAUCGGCAUGCAUAUUCUCCAUACUGUUCUCUAUACAUUUCUUAAGGUGUUCAUAAGGAGAAAUUGUUUAACAAUCAAGA
Messenger RNA from Pocillopora verrucosa, 725 nucleotides. RefSeq names its product DNA-directed RNA polymerase III subunit RPC10. The record is from RefSeq and is a predicted model, not a curated record. Gene Ontology annotation, biological process: DNA-templated transcription; regulation of DNA-templated transcription; termination of RNA polymerase III transcription. Gene Ontology annotation, cellular component: RNA polymerase III complex. Lineage: Eukaryota; Metazoa; Cnidaria; Anthozoa; Scleractinia; Pocilloporidae. Gene Ontology annotation, molecular function: nucleic acid binding; zinc ion binding.